AUUGGUUUAUAUCUGGAAACUGUAGGAAACAGAUUGAUGCUUAGUUCUGGAGUCAGUGGACAUCAGACGUAUAAAGGCUUAAAAAGUGGUCUUAUGGUUAUUGUGGAAUAAUCAACAAGAAUGAUCAGGCCACUGCUGAUGUGCUUUGCCCUCUGUGUGGUCUACGCCACCAGCAAGCCCACAGAGAAGAAGGAGCGAACUCACCAUGAGGCUCCGCUGAGCAGCCGGGAGCAUGUCGACGCUGAAGGCUUCGAGUACGACCAUGAAGCUUUCCUUGGCAAGGAGCAGGCCAAGACCUUUGAUGACCUCACUCCGGAGGAGAGCAAACGCAGAUUGGGGAUAAUUGUGGGUAAGAUUGAUGGUGAUGCGGAUGGUUUUGUGACUGAGGCUGAGUUGAAAGCUUGGAUCAAGAAAGCUCAAAAGAAGUAUAUCUAUGACAAUGUGGACCGUCAGUGGAAGGACUUUGACAUGGACAACGAUGGGAUGAUCUCAUGGGAGGAGUACAGGAAUGUCACUUACGGCACCUAUCUGGAUGACCCAGAGCCAGACGAUAGCUACGACUAUCAGAGGAUGAUGGCUAGAGAUGAAAGGCGGUUCAAAAUGGCAGACAAAAAUGAAGACCAGAUAGCUGACAAAGAGGAGUUUACAGCUUUCCUUCACCCUGAGGACUAUGACCAUAUGAAAGAUAUUGUGGUGUUGGAAACCAUGGAGGAUAUUGAUAAGAAUGGUGAUGGCUUUAUUGACCUGGAUGAGUACAUUGGUGACAUGUACAACCACGAGGAUGAGAUGGAGGAGCCGGAGUGGGUGGCAACUGAGCGCGAGCAGUUCUCAGAGUUCCGGGACAAGAACAAAGAUGGAAAGAUGGAUAGGGAGGAGACCAUGGACUGGAUCCUACCAUCAGACUACGACCACGCAGAAGCCGAGGCCAAACACCUAGUUUACGAGUCAGACUCCGACAAGGAUGGAAAGCUAACGAAGGAGGAAAUCCUGAACAAGUAUGACCUGUUCGUUGGGAGUCAAGCAACUGACUUUGGAGAGGCGCUAGUACGGCAUGAUGAGUUUUAGAUCAUUUUGUGUAGUUAGACAAACCAAUUUUAAACUUAAUUUGAUAAGUAAUAUAAUUUAUUUUGUAUGAAACCUAUCUUAACACUACAAUUUCUAUAGUUAAUCUGUCCAUGAUGGCAUUUGAUACAGUACUCUGGUGUGUUUACAUUGUAUGGCUUCCAUUUAUGCAUUUUCUAAUUGGGAAUGUGUUACAUUUUCUAGUUUUAUGAUAGUACAUAUUGGUAAAAGUCUUGAUGUUCUUUACUGUUGACUUUGAGAUUUGACAUGAUACACUCAGAAGCACUGAAUAUUCAUUUUAGAAGUAUCUUAAACUGUUUUACCCCUGAAACUAUUAAUACGUUUGAGGAAAGCAUUUGUUGUUUUUACAGGUUUACAUUUGUCCCCUAUUUAGUAAAGAACAACCCAUUGUGUGCCUUUCAACCUAUACAUGUGACUGAAACAACAGAUCACCUCAGAAUUCCUUAAGGGCGGUGGCCACUAGCCCUUUUCAGAAGCAAAAUUUGUCUGGUGACAUUACACCCACAUACGUUGUCAAUGGGAGUCGUGUGUUGGCCUCCGCAUGCUAGUAUGUGAUAUUCAGAGCCAUGGAAAUACAUUUCUCUCCAUGACUCUCUGGCGACACCUAACGGCACAAAGAAGCUGCCCUAAAAUAAAAGCGAAUCCUAUUUAUACACAUUAAUAUUCAGUUCCUAUCAUAGUGCCAUAGCUACCUUAAAUAAAUAGUUAGGCUUGUUAGCAAAAUGUUUAAAAUAAAUGGAUGGUGAAACAUAUUGUGUUCACGGCACAGUAUGAGUUUGACCAUCUCUCCCUUUACUAGCUGAUUAGCAACAUCCAUAUGGAAAAGUCAAACUACAUACACAGCCAGCAUUUAGACAACCAUGAGUUCCAUGAGGCCACCGGAUCGAUGCCAACCUCUACCCACAAUAUGCACAAAACCACAAGCCAGGAGAGCCUUAAGCGAGGGUGAAUGAAGAGUGCUACCGCCUUACAGCCACUACUCUGUUCUUUUCACAAUUAAAAUGGUGUCACCCCUUUCAGACCAAAACAUGUUUGUCCUACAUAAGAAUUUUGAUAAUAUAUGGGCUAUUACUUCACGAGUUAAGCAUAAACCUUAAUGAGACUGGUUCUGUUAUAAAUCAGUUUUCUCAAGUAAAUUAUUUCUCAUCUAUCAAUGCCCUGCCACUACAUGUUAUGUUUCUUGCGCUGCCAUUUAAACUGUUUAUUUCACAUAAACAGCACAUAUUCUUUCCAUGCACAGAAUGUAUAGUUUAUGUUUUGGUCAAAAUGCUGUAUUAUCUGAGUACACAGCCGGUUUCUUAAUAAAAAUCUGAAUUGGCAAAUUUA
Messenger RNA from Osmerus eperlanus (European smelt), 2409 nucleotides. It is a transcript of the gene calua, whose product is annotated as calumenin a. The transcript has 7 exons. Gene Ontology annotation, cellular component: endoplasmic reticulum. Lineage: Eukaryota; Metazoa; Chordata; Actinopteri; Osmeriformes; Osmeridae. Gene Ontology annotation, molecular function: calcium ion binding. The coding region runs from base 121 to 1065 and encodes 314 amino acids. The record is from RefSeq and is a predicted model, not a curated record.